Zygosaccharomyces rouxii is the source of this 1755-nucleotide messenger RNA. It is a transcript of the gene TVS1, whose product is annotated as Tvs1p. The transcript has a single exon. Lineage: Eukaryota; Fungi; Ascomycota; Saccharomycetes; Saccharomycetales; Saccharomycetaceae. The record is from RefSeq and is a predicted model, not a curated record. The coding region runs from base 1 to 1755 and encodes 584 amino acids.
AUGAGUAAUAGUGCUAAGAAAAUCGUAUGGCUAGUGUUGCUGCUCGCGGUGGGCUUGGCUCAUGCGCAUGAAAUGGAGGAUAUGGAUAUGGAUAUGGAUGAGAGUUCGCCAGAACCAACGAAUACGACGAUGCCCCUUGCUUCUGUAAGUCCGGUGCCAUUUGAACCAAAGCACCCACAUGGACUACCAAUUCUGCAGAGACCUGGUUUAACUGCUGGCGAAAAAUUGUAUUGGGAUCAAUACAACAGCACUAGUUAUUUCAAUACCGACAAGGGUAAUAGGGCUGCGUUGCAUUACCAUGUGUUAUCUCUAGUGUCGUCAAUAGUCUUUUUUUAUCCAAUCUGCUUGGUUCUUCACAGUAUCAAGUCUAGUUGGUACCUGUUGGCACUUUUGGUUAAUCUGAUAGUCGUUCUAUCUUCUCUGUUUUCUCUGAGUGUAUUUGCAAGUACUUUCCCUGAAGAUUGGUAUCCAAACAAUUGCUACUCCAAGACUUCAUGGAUCUUGUUCUUCACCAUUUUGGUCCAUUUUGUCUCUGCAGUGGUAACGAAGGCAUCUCGUUGGGUUGUCGGCAGCAAUGCUUUGCACGAUUACAAUGACGGUGGAUUUAUUCCCUUGCAGGAAAUGGCACCAACACCUGAAGAUGAACCAGAAGAGGAAGCGGAACGGGAAGAAACUGAAGACUCUUUGCAGCGUCAUAAAGAUGAACAGGCCUUGAGAAAUCGUAGGGAUAACUUCUUAUCACGUUUAUUGGGUGGUGAAUUCGUGCAAAGAGUCGCUCGCAACUUUGGUACACCUUUUGAAAUUAUUUACAGAACGUUGAACUACCCGCUUUUCAUCUAUUUGAUGGUGGAUUGUGGUAUUGGGUUAGCUGUUGGUUGUCUAAUGGGUAAAGGUGCCAGGAUCUUUAACCUUUUGGCACACUGGAUUAAAGGUGGUGUUUUCUUUGUUUUGGGUCUAGUUUCAUUAGCAAGAUACUGUGGUGUCGGUAAGGGACAUGGUUGGGCAUGGAAUAAGAUUAUCGUUAAGAGGGAUCCUCUAAGAUCAAGAUCUUCUGCAUGGAAAAGAUUCUUUAGUCCUCGUGGUACAAUUACAAUGGAAGGUAUUGAAUCGUUUUUGAUCUUUUUCUAUGGAAGUACCAAUGUGUUUUUGGAACAUUUGGCAGGUGCAGGUGGUGCAUGGACCGCUAAAGAUUUACAACAUGUGUCUAUCGCGUUCAUGUAUAUCGGUACUGGUCUAUGUGGACUUUUAACAGAAUGCAAAUUAAACCAAUGGAAAUUUGAACAUGUUAUGCAACACAGUGAAGGUCUUGAUAGAGAAGAAGUUGAACAAGCAUCCCCAGGUUACUCUCCAAAUCCUUUCCCCACAUUUACCAUUUUCUGGACAGGUAUAUUAAUGUCACAGCAUGCACAAGCAUCAGAAGCUUCGAGACUAAUCCAUAUGCAAUGGGGGUAUUUGUUAUCAUACGGUUCAUUCUUUAGACUCCUAACAUUUGUGUUUUUAUUUUUGGUUCCUAACAAAGAUUUGAGACCAUCCUUACCAUUUACAGAACUAAUUUCUUCAUUUUGUUUGAUGUGUGGUGGAUUGGUAUUUAUGGAAUCUACAGAUCAAGUGGUCGAAGCAUUAGAAUACAGAGGCUUUACACCAAUGUUCAGCUUUAACAUAAGUGUUGGUUUCGUGGCAUUAUUGAUGGGAUGGGAAAUGGUGCUUUUGUUUUGGAGAAAUUGGUUAGAGAAAAGACAAAGUUCUCAAUUGUAA